AAAUGUUUCAAAGGCGAGUUUCAAAGUGAGCCGUGAGUCACUUUAACUUUUCAGUCGAAGCUGAAAGAAUGUAGAAAACAACCUUGAUUGUAAUCCUAUUCCGAUGGAGCUGGUCAAUCUCGUAUCAAAUUGAAUCUUAUUUCUGUGUAUAGAUUUGUGAUGUCAUGUUAAUUGUAUGCCCGAGAGACAUAGAAUCUCAGUAUGGCCGAAAAUCUCAUCAACCACAACGACAUCAGUCUCUCAGCGAGUCCCAGUCCCACCAUCGACAUCCUGAUCAACGAUCGUUCAACAUUUGCCAACUGGAUCAAUUCCGCUAAUAGUCCUGUGCCCGCCUCCUCACCGAUACCUAUUGCCAAUUAUCAUAAUACCAACAUGAAUGGUUACUUUCCGGACCAGGUUGCCUCGAUGGAUAGUUUCGAAACAGCGCCAGGUCGUAACAAUAAUAUCGGAUUCUAUGUUGGCCCGCAUACACCCCAACGCCAGUUAUCCUCAUCCAGUCUGGAUCUCCUGUCGUUGUCGGAGAAUCGUACAGGUGCGACGGCGGAUGCCGCUCUAAUAGGCUCACCCACCGUGCGCACCAAGAACAGUAAUGCCAGUAGCGAAUCAUCAGCGCGAAUUGACACUUCGAUCGCGGCACCCUAUGAAUUCGCACAAGCACCCAUUGAGCGGACGGAAGAAGAUCGCCAGAUCCAGCAUCAAUUGUCGCAAGCGUUUAUUAAUUUGAAAGAAGGCAAACUCAGCCGGCGUGCGUCCAGCGAACUGCUGGAUCAGCGUGAUGGCGGUGGCAGUGUCAGUGCCUCGUAUUCGCGCAAUCUGGACCCAAAUGCGCCUGACUACCAGCGCGUGGCUAUCAGCGGCUUUGAUGAUUUGCAUAUCGCCAAAGAGUUGGCGGCGUGUGAUGAUUUGGUGCGAUGUGCGCAAGAAAUCGCUGAGGCGUUGGAUAUUCGACGGCGCUAUAUGCGUAUUGCCGGGCAAUAUUUCCCGCCGACAGUUGAUCGAUACUUGGAAGCGUACAGGAACCAUCGCCGCUCACCGAAGCCGGCGGCCAGAGAAAUGGAGUUUAGAAAAACGAUUCAAGACCAUCCUAUUCAUCCGCCGACGUUCCACGGAAAGUUUUAUAGUCAUCCCGUGCCGGAACCCAGUGAGCAUAUCUUUAGGAUGGUUAAAGGAUGUUAUGAAGUGUACCCGUCGCAAAAACACGUCGACAGUGGAGAUAAGCCGACACAUUUUGGAAUUGAUAGAAACCUCUUUUGGCGGGACUACUCGAUUAUGUGGUAUAUGAUAUUGGAUGGUCCACUGAAAUCAUUUUGCUUCCGGAAACUUAGCUUCCUGGAAUCCAAAUUCUUACUGCAUGCUAAUCUUAAUGAGAACCGAGAAAUGGCCGCGCAAAAAAUGGUUCCACAUCGAGAUUUUUAUAACAUCCGAAAGGUAGACAACCACAUCCAUGCCUCAUCGUGCAUGAACCAAAAACAUCUGCUGCGUUUUAUUAAACGUCAAAUGCGCAUCAAUGCGGACACGCCAGUGAUGAUCGAUAAGAAGACCGGCCGACCCAUGACACUAUCGGAAGUCUUUCAGAGUAUGAAUCUAACGACAUACGAUUUAAAUGUGGACCGCCUGGAUGUGCAUGCCGAUCGUAACACAUUCCAUCGGUUCGAUAAAUUCAACACCAAAUACAAUCCCAUUGGGCAGAGUAUGUUGCGUGAUAUUUUCAUCAAAACGGAUAAUUAUAUUAAGGGGAAGUUCUUUGCGGAAAUCCUCAAGGAAGUGAUGGCGGAUUUGGAAGAAAGUAAAUAUCAGAAUGCUGAACUGCGCUUGUCCAUUUAUGGCCGGUCUAUCGAUGAAUGGGAUAAGCUGGGUAAAUGGGCUGUGGAUCAUGGCGUGUGGUCGCCCAAUGUGAUGUGGAUGAUUCAGAUUCCUCGACUUUAUGACGUAUACAAGGAGAAUAAAUUGGUGAACUGUUUUGCGGACGUUCUGCGGAAUAUUUUCCAGCCGUUGUUCGAAGCCACAGCAUAUCCAGAAAGGCAUCCUGAACUUCAUCAGUUUCUUCAUCAUGUUGUUUCCUUCGAUUCAGUGGACGAUGAGUCCAAGACCGAACAUAUUGCUUUCUCAAUGAACGUUCCUACUCCGGAAGAAUGGACAAUGGAUGAAAAUCCUCCGUACACGUACUACCUUUUCUACAUGUACAGCAAUAUGGUGGCAUUGAAUAAUUUCCGGCGUGAGCGCGGCAUGAAUACCUUUACACUGCGGCCACAUAGUGGUGAGGCCGGACCGGUGAACCAUCUGAUUUCUGGAUUUAUUUUGGGUGAAAGUAUCGCUCAUGGUUUGAUGCUGCGCAAGGUUCCGGUGUUGCAGUACCUGUUUUAUUUGGCCCAGAUUGGCAUUGCCAUGAGCCCUCUAAGCAAUAAUUCCCUCUUCCUCGAUUACCAUCGGAAUCCACUACGUGACUAUUUUGUUCGGGGAUUGAAUGUCGCAUUGUCAACGGAUGAUCCAUUGCAGUUUCAUUUUACUAAGGAGCCUUUGAUGGAAGAAUACAGUAUUGCUGCGCAGAUUUGGAAACUGAGCGCUACUGAUCUCUGCGAACUGGCUAAGAACAGUGUGUUACAAAGUGGCUUUUCUGAUAUUGUCAAGCAGCACUGGCUGGGUCCCAACUUCAAAGCCGAAGGCGUCCAAGGAAACGAUAUCAGUCGCACCAACGUGCCGGAUGUGCGGGUGGCAUACCGCUAUGAAACCCUCCUGGAUGAAUUGACCAAUGUCUUCGAAGCAGUCUAUAAUGACAACGUGUGAGCCCGUCCGAGUGAAGAUGCUCCAGUUGAUUUUGAUAUUACGUUUGCUUGACUAAAGUGAUAUAUAUUUUAAAAUAUGCGGCUUUGCUUUCCGUGGAGAAUCGAUGCAACUAUCUUUAGUUUCUUUCAAAUUUGUAACUUUAAUGGAUAACAAUCACUUCGCUAUCAACGCAAUGAUUGGAACUGCAAAAAUGGUGAUUGUCAGUGAAACAUCAAAAAUUAGUCUUCAUCA
Molecule: messenger RNA, 3015 nt
Organism: Paramacrobiotus metropolitanus
Lineage: Eukaryota; Metazoa; Tardigrada; Eutardigrada; Parachela; Macrobiotidae
Product: AMP deaminase 2-like
Biological process (GO): AMP metabolic process; IMP salvage
Cellular component (GO): cytosol
Molecular function (GO): AMP deaminase activity
Source: RefSeq, a predicted model, not a curated record